This is a messenger RNA of Stegastes partitus (bicolor damselfish), 1131 nucleotides long. RefSeq names its product DEP domain-containing protein 7-like. The record is from RefSeq and is a predicted model, not a curated record. Lineage: Eukaryota; Metazoa; Chordata; Actinopteri; Pomacentridae. The transcript is spliced from 8 exons.
AUGUCCUCCAUCAGGGAACGAGCCGCAGCGCUGCAGCUCGCGGAGAAGCUGCGCGCGCGGCCUCCAGUGGUGGACGAGGUGUGGCAGGAGCAGACGCUGCUCCGCCUGCUCAGCCUGGUGGAGCUCCCCCUGCUGGAGGGAGUCCUGCACUGCAGCCAGAGUCCAGCGUCAUCGUCUCCAUCGUCCAACCGGCUGCUUCACGGCAACCCGGACCUGAUCUACAGCAGCAACCACCUGGACAGGCAGAUCCUCAGAGCCUUCAGGGACUCCCAGGACGACGAGCUGCUCUGUGCGGCUCUCGACUGUCUGGACUUCCUUCCCGACCAGCCGGUGGUGGAGCUGAGCCGAGAGCUGCCUCAGUGUUUCCCCCCAGACGGCGAGAUCGCAGCAGGAAGCGGCGUCCAGCAGGGAGGCGAGUAGAAUGACGAGCAGCGCCGUCUGUCCCUCGCCGGCUUGGUUCAGUGUAAACUUCUGCUGUACGACACUCUGGCGAAGCACUACGGCAACGCCAACAGGCCUCCGCUGCUGCCCAACAGCAUGAGCGACGUCUACAGCGCCAUCAUCGACCUGCUGGUGAAUGCCCGGUUGGGUCGGGCUCUGGAGGCUCUGCAGCUUUGCCUGAAGCUGCUGCCGAUCGGCUGCAGGGACGAGCUGCGACGGCUGCUUACGUUCAUGUCUCUGGCAGCGGAUCCACAGCAGAUGAAAGUGGACAAAGAGAUGGAGAACAGGCUGGCGGUGAAGAAGUCCUUCUCCAGGGCCGUCCUCCACAGCAAGGCUUUCUCCAAGGACAAGGAGGACCUCAUGGUGGUCUUCAUGCUGAGCAACGUUAAAGAAAUCUUCAAGAUACCAGGAGCUCUGCACAAAGGAGUGAGCGACAAGCUGGCUGUCCUGGUUCAGGGGAGACAGCCCGACGUCACAGGUUCUACGUUCUGCCUGCAGGUUCCCCACCGGGCUCACACUGAGUCCACAAAGAGAACCACCAACCAGGAGCUGUGGAACCUCAUCAACAGCAUCCACCUGGACUCCAAGAUCUCGGCCAAGGAGAGGAAGCGUCUGCUGAGGCAGUUCAACCGAAGCCACCCCGAGAUCUUCCAGCAGUACUUUGGAGACGCUGCCGUCGGCCAGCUGUAG